Molecule: messenger RNA, 459 nt
Organism: Staurois parvus
Lineage: Eukaryota; Metazoa; Chordata; Amphibia; Anura; Ranidae
Source: the annotation of a GenBank genome assembly
ACCGAUCACGGAAAGAGCCAAAGAUGUCGGCUCGGUCAUGUGAUCAGCUGUGUCCAAUCACAGCUGAUCACUGAUCAUCAGGGCACUGAUGAUCAGUGUGCCCUGAUGAUCAGUGUAGCCCCAGCAGUGCCAGCUGUCAGUGUCCAUCAGUGCCACAUCAAUGCCACAUAUCAGUGCCCAUCUGAGCUGCCUUUCAGUGUCACCCAUCAGUGCCAGUCAGUGCCACCUAUCAGUGCUGCCAAUCAGUGCCACCUAUUAGUGCCAGUCAGUGCCGCUUAUCAGUGCCAUGUAUCAGCGCUGCCUUUCAGUGCCCAUCAGUGAUGCAUGUCAAUGCCCAUCAGUGCUGCCAAUCAGUGCCGCCUAUCAGUGCCAGUCAGUGCCGCCUAUCAGUGCACAUCAGUGCCACAUAUCAGUGCCAGUCAGUGCCACCUAUCAGUGCGCAUCAGUGUUUGCAUAUCA